Zerene cesonia (dogface butterfly) is the source of this 2148-nucleotide messenger RNA. RefSeq names its product 23 kDa integral membrane protein-like. Gene Ontology annotation, cellular component: membrane. The transcript has 5 exons. Bases 331 to 1143 code for a protein of 270 amino acids. The record is from RefSeq and is a predicted model, not a curated record. NCBI's taxonomy places the organism in Eukaryota, Metazoa, Arthropoda, Insecta, Lepidoptera, Pieridae.
UUACGAAAUGCACGGUACAGUUAUGAGGAACAAACCUGGUUUAUCAUUGCGAUAAGCUGAUAAGAAACAGCAUCAAAACGCAUUACAUAUACUUUCCACGAAUAUUUUCACCGUGAAAAUUAUUGAUUUCAAUAGAUAAAAAUACAAUAAUGUGAAGAUAAAUGUAGAGUGUUUAAUUCUGCUCGUUGCUAUCGUUGCACCGUCAGUAGCGAGUAGCGCGGUUCAGGCGUCAUACAAUCAUUCGGUAUUCCUUGAGGUGGAACGAUCGUGCUUUUGUUUCAAGAGUUUUAAACAAGUUAUAAAAUCUCGGACAUGUGAACGCACGACACAAUGGCUCUAUCGUCAAAUUGUUGGAAAUAUCUUGUGCUGACAUUCAAUGUUUUAUUCGCAAUGUCAGCUGUAGUACUGUUUGGUGCAAGUGGGUUCCUCUUGUACCGAUUGUUCGUCUACCGUCAUUUUAUUGGCGUGAAUGUGGAAUAUCCGGCUGUAUUGUUGCUAAUGAUGGCAAUCAUUACAUGUUCAAUAGCAUGGAUAGGUUGGCGAACGGCGAAAUCAAUGCACCAGAUUCAUGUUAUAAUGGCUGGAAUAUUAAUAAUGCUCGUCGUGGUGAUUGAAUUCGCUUGUUUUGUCUGGGCGAUGGUCGUGUGGGACAACAUAGAGAUUGACAUCAAGACGACCAUGACGUCAUACUUUAUGGACACGAUGGAUAUUAAGGAAGCAAACACGGACACUAUCAGAUGGGACAGGCUUCACGUUAAGUUCCAAUGUUGCGGCGUGAGCGGGCCAGGGGACUACAGUUCCUUAGGGCACGUGCCAUUCUCUUGUUGCGGCCAGGGCCCUCUGGACUCCAUACAGAAGCCCUACGUAGCUGAUUGUACCACUUUGUUCCAACGCGGUUGUGGGAAUCCGCUGCACGAGUAUGCGAAACAGCAAUUGCUGUUGGUAGCUAUGGUGGCUUUGGUAGCGUCCGUUUUGCAGAGUACCGGUAUUUUCUGCACAUUUUUCCUUGCUCAUGCCAUACGGGAGAAGCGACGUGCGUCUAUUCGAAACUCCACCAUAGCCAGGGAGGCAACCUUCGCUGCUCCAGAUGACUCCCUCCUUGCCUCUCCAUCUGCGCCUGCCCCUACCUUGCCAAAAUAUUGAGACUUGUAUAUUUAAAUAGAAUAUGAACGUAGUUUGUAAGGAUUUUUAUUAGUUUUACUGUUUAAGACAAUUCGUGUUCAUAAGGAUACCUACGGAUAACAUGACUGUGUUUAAGAUUUUUUUUUAAUUUUGACACAUUAGGUACACGAGAAAGAUAAAUUAAAUGAAAGGAGAAAUCGUUGUGCAAUGCUUCUUCGAAAAGUAAUGUAUAAUAUGACAACAUACAAAAUGAUUUAUAUUAAAAUACGUGAUUCCCUACGUUUCUUUUGAAUACAACAGAUAUGUAAUCUAGGCUCAAAUGUUAUUUAUAGGUUAUUAUUUUUUGGUUAUAUAGCAAAUGUUAACAGUGUCAAGUUAAAGUAAAAAAUUAUUAUAAUGGAGUAAGAUUGCCUGCAUUGCGAAGAACAGAAAUUGUUUUAUAAAACAAAAUCAAUAUAUAAGUGGAUGAAGAAUAUCGUAGGUACCCUAAGGGAUAUGUAGGUACUAUUGUAUACAUACCUAUAUGGGAUUUGGGACGGUUCCCUGCGUUUGGAUUCCCGCUUUUGUGAUUCGGGGAAAGUUACAGAUUAAAUAAGACGUGUUGCCAGGCAGAGGGUGCGCUCCCUAUUUCAAGAUUUCAAGGACAUCUGAACCUACAGGCUGUAAUAUACAAAGUAAUAAAAUUAUUUAUAACAUACGAUUUCUUUAUUUUUCUUGGUGUAUGUAUAAAGCAAAAAUUAUAAUAAUAAUUGUGAUAAUUACACUUGAAUGAAACUAGCGAAUUAUAAAUACACCCUUUGAAUGUCAUGUUGUUUUUUUUUUUACAUUUGACUACAUUAUUAAAGUGUUUUUGAUAAAUGCGUAUUUUACUAAUUACUAUUGAUCACAAAAACAUAUAUAUAAUGAUAUAUGUUUUUGUGAGCAAUAUUAAGUAUUUUUAGUUUUAAUAUUAUUAUUUAUAUUAUAGUGAUAGGUAAUUGGUUGUGUGCUUUGGAAUGUGUUUUUUACAAUUAAAGUGGAUCUUAA